ACAACCAAAAAAAAUUUCUUUUCGUUUUCAUUCCACAAAAAAAUCGUAAAAAAUAAAAACUAUUUUCCUAAAGAAAAUAAUGCAAUUUAUAUUAAAAUAAACUAAUCAUAAUAUUAAGUUAAAAAAAAAAUGACUUCCGAAGUCAAUCAAUCAAAAGCUGAACAUUUUAUUCAACAAUUGAACGCUGCGAAUGCUAAAAAAGUUGCCCUUCUUUUAGUUAUCGGCUUUGUUGCUUAUCAUGGAAUUCUAAAUUAUCGAUAUGGAAGUGAUUCGUGUAAUUGGCUUCUCUCAAAAGGUCGCUUUAAAGGCGACAAAGAAUGGCAACCAUACGGCUGCAUGAUGCACAAAUAUUCCCAAACAGAUACCAGACGCUGUUUUCGUUAUCUAGCUUUUUGGGGUAAUAAAAAUCAAUUUGUUUUUAUUGGCGAUUCCCGCGUUCGAAUGCUUUAUCACACAUUCAUCAACCAUCUUCAUCCAAAUGACGAUGACAAUGGUUCAUCAUUAUUCGCCGAUCAAAGGUCUGAUACAUCUUUUGAAGACCCAAAGUUAAAAAUGAAAGCAAUCUAUAUUAACGCUGAUGAAAUGCAAAACAGUCUUUUACAAUUGUUGGCUAAAUUUGAAGCUGAUACACCUUCCCCGUCGGUAGUUAUUGCCGGCUUUACACAUCAAGGCUUUUUGGGGGGAAAUGUUACUACCGAAUUGCUCAAAGCUUAUAAUUUCAACCUGACCAAGCUUGUGGUUCCUUUUGACAAAUUGGUUGCGAAAAAAUCUAAAGUUCUUUGGAAACUCCAAGAUAGAGUCAAUGAAGAGAAGCUUGUAGACGCUUGGAAGGCAGUCCAAAAUGAAGACAUUGAUCAGUUUAAUCGAGUUGCCCGUGAGGUCUUUCGAUAUUCAUCGGCCAAUGUGUGGGAAUCCUCUUCCCACAUUGCUAAUGGGCUGCUGGACAAUGCUGCAGAUGGAUAUCAAUUGAGUCCUCUUGGACUGCGUCAUGAUAUUCAAAUAAUUUUGAAUAUGUACUGCAACGAUUACAUGAACUACAAUGAUGGGACCUGCUGUAGCAGUGCGGAACCCUAUACUGUUAUUCAAAUCAUCUCCUAUGCUGUCUUUGGAGUUUGUUUUUCACUGGUUCUGGCGAUGUACGCUCGACGUUGGAUAAUGCAUCUGCGUGGCCAAACACUCUAUAUGCCACUAAGUCAAGUGAACGGUAACUCAUCCUCAGUAUCACUGCCUGCUGAUUAUUCCACGCCGAUCGUUGCAUUGGCUACCCUUGGCAUAAUUCUCGCUUAUUUCUAUCUUUGUGAUCGUACCAACUUCUUCAUGAAGGAGAACAAGUACUACUCGGAGUUUAGUUUUUGGAUACCAGUUGGCUAUGUGGUUGCUUUGGGUUUAUUCUUCACUGAAGAUUCACGAUUCACCAAAGUCCUUAAUCGUGACCAAACAGACGAACUCAAAGGAUGGAUACUUUGUGUGGUUCUAAUCUAUUACAUGACUGGAGCUCAUCGAGUUCUGCCAAUUCACAUGAACAUACGAGUCCUUAUCAGUGCCUAUUUGUUUCUGACUGGUUACAGUCAAUACACUUAUAUGUGGCACACUGGAAAAUCAGGCCUAGUGCGGUUCUUCCAAGUGAUGUUCCGCAUGAAUUUCUUGACAAUUGUCCUUUGUUUUUGUAUGAAUCGUCCGUAUCAGUUCUAUUACUUCGUCCCGCUGCUUUCCUUCUGGGUUUGCAUAAUUUAUUUCUUACUUUCAUUACCACCUCGCAUCACUUCUCAGAGUGUGGACAGUAAUGCAUUGCAUUAUCUCUAUUUGGUUGGCAAAUUUGUUGGUUGUCUGAGUGUCAUUACUGUACUUUUCCUUUCAGAGGUCUUCUUUGAAAGAAUAUUUGUAACACGGCCAUGGAAGGCAUUGUUUGUGACCACAGAUGAUGAUAUCCAUGAUUGGUGGUAUCAGUGGAAGAUCGAUAGGUAUACAGUGACCUUUGGAAUGAUCUUUGCCGCAUGCUUCCACAUCGCACAGAAAUAUAGCAUUUUUGAUGAUAAUAAUCAUGGAAAUCUCUUUGCCCGACGAACUUCCAUCACAGUCACUCUAUUGGCAAUAAUUGGUGUUGGAUUCUAUGAAACAUUUAGUUUCCUAUGCCGCAAUGAACAGAAUUGUGAAGAAAUACACUCGUAUAUUGUGUUCAUCCCGAUUGUGGGUUAUAUCAUUUUGAGAAAUAUAUCGGGUAUCUUACGGACAAGAUAUUCGACAUUUUUCGCUUGGUUUGGACGAAUUUCAUUAGAAUUGUUCAUAUGUCAAUAUCAUAUUUGGUUGGCAGCUGAUAGACAUGGAGUUUUGGUACUUCUACCAGGAUUUCCAACUCUAAAUAUGAUUAUAACUAGUUUUAUAUUUGUUUGUGCUUCGCAUGAAGUGCAUCGGAUUACACAAAUAUUACUGCCAUAUGCUGUUCCAAGUGAUUGGAAGCUAGUGACUCGAAAUUUUAUUUUAUUCUUUAUUGUAUUAAUACCAAUUGGACGGUAUGAUGGAAUGUUUUGAGAAUAGAUAUUUAAGAUUAGAAUGAUACAAAAAAAUAAUAGGACUCGAUGAGGCUUAAGAGGUUAGAUAAUAAGAAGCACAAAUAAAAUACAUGGCACGUUAAUAAUAUCUGCAAUACACAGCUAAACGAUAAAAAAUAAUAAGUAAUUUCUUUCAAAGGAAUGGAUUUUUUUUAUUUAAGCUAAGUUUAAGGCUGUACUUAUAAUUUAUUCACGAAAUAAAGAUUAACAUAUAGA
This is a messenger RNA of Episyrphus balteatus (marmalade hoverfly), 2765 nucleotides long. Its product is annotated as N-acetylneuraminate 9-O-acetyltransferase. Lineage: Eukaryota; Metazoa; Arthropoda; Insecta; Diptera; Syrphidae. The record is from RefSeq and is a predicted model, not a curated record. Bases 130 to 2529 code for a protein of 799 amino acids. The transcript has 4 exons.